Molecule: messenger RNA, 4356 nt
Organism: Chelmon rostratus (copperband butterflyfish)
Lineage: Eukaryota; Metazoa; Chordata; Actinopteri; Chaetodontiformes; Chaetodontidae
Gene: hcn4
Product: hyperpolarization activated cyclic nucleotide-gated potassium channel 4
Exons: 8
Coding region: 1-4356 (1451 amino acids)
Biological process (GO): potassium ion transport; transmembrane transport
Cellular component (GO): membrane
Molecular function (GO): voltage-gated potassium channel activity
Source: RefSeq, a predicted model, not a curated record
AUGGACAGGUUGCACUCCUCCAUGCGUAAAAGGCUCUACAGUUUGCCACAGCACAUUGGACAGAAAGCAUCUAUAAUGGGCGAAGGAGAAGACGCAGACAAGGACACCCGGAGGAAGAGUAUUAGGAUGAAGCCUCUACCGUCACCGUCGCCGACCUCUGGGGGAAGCUGCAAAGGCAUCGGGGAGACCAAAAGUGGGGAGUCUGUGAUCAUGGAGACGGACAUAGGGAGACCGAUGAAGACCAGCUCAAAUGGGGACUGCCGGAGAUUUCGAGGCAGCCUCUCGUCCAUCACAAGUCGGCAUGUGCACGACUCGGACUCGGCGGAGGAGAGGCGCCUCAUCACCGAGGGAGAUGUCACCCCGAGCGAGGAGAGCCCCCCCGGAGCCAUCGGUGAUGGGCCGCCGGAUCAAGACGCGCAAGGGGCCAGCGGCGGCGGCGACAGCCAGAAAGACUCCCCAGACCAGCAGUCAGGGUUUAUAAAGUUGGAUGGCAUUGAUCAAAUUCUGCCGGACGACGAGAGAUUAUAUCAAGCUGGGUUCAUACACAGACAGUUUGGAGCAAUGCUUCAACCAGGGGUCAACAAGUUCUCCCUGAGGAUGUUUGGAAGUGAGAAGGCAGUUGAACGGGAACAAGAGCGGGUUAAAUCCGCCGGAUUUUGGAUAAUUCACCCGUACAGUGAUUUCAGGUUUUACUGGGAUUUGACCAUGCUGCUGCUGAUGGUGGGCAACCUCAUCAUCAUCCCUGUGGGCAUCACGUUCUUCAAGGACGAGCACACGCCCCCCUGGAUCGUGUUCAACGUGGUCUCCGAUACCUUCUUCCUCAUGGACCUGGUCCUCAACUUCAGGACGGGCAUCGUCAAGGAGGACAACACGGAGAUCAUCCUGGAUCCGCAACAGAUCAAGAUCAAGUACUUGCGGAGUUGGUUUGUGGUGGACUUCAUCUCCUCCAUCCCUGUGGACUACAUCUUCCUCAUAGUGGAGACGCGCAUCGACUCAGAUUUCUACAAGACGGCGCGCGCCUUGCGGAUUGUCCGCUUCACAAAGAUCCUAAGCUUGCUGCGACUCCUGCGCCUCUCUAGACUCAUUCGCUACAUCCACCAAUGGGAAGAGAUCUUCCACAUGACCUAUGACCUAGCCAGCGCCAUGGUGAGGAUAGUCAACCUGAUCGGCAUGAUGCUGCUGCUGUGUCACUGGGACGGCUGCCUGCAGUUCCUGGUGCCCAUGCUGCAGGACUUCCCCGCCGACUGCUGGGUGUCCAAAAAUAAGAUGGUGAAUGACACAUGGGGACAGCAGUACUCCUACGCACUUUUCAAAGCUAUGAGCCACAUGCUGUGUAUUGGGUAUGGCAUGUACCCCCCUGUGGGCAUGACAGACGUGUGGCUGACCAUCCUCAGCAUGAUUGUGGGCGCUACCUGCUACGCCAUGUUUGUGGGCCACGCCACCGCGCUAAUCCAAUCUCUAGACUCAUCUCGACGGCAGUACCAGGAGAAGUACAAACAGGUGGAGCAGUACAUGUCCUUCCACAAGCUGCCGGCAGAUAUGAGGCAGAGAAUCCACGACUACUAUGAGCACCGUUACCAGGGCAAGAUGUUCGACGAGGAGAGCAUCCUUGGAGAGCUGAACGAGCCGCUCCGAGAGGAAAUCAUCAACUUUAACUGUCGAAAGCUGGUGGCGUCCAUGCCUCUGUUUGCCAACGCCGACCCCAACUUUGUCACCUCCAUGCUCACCAAGCUGAAGUUUGAGGUGUUCCAGCCUGGGGAUUAUAUCAUCAGGGAGGGCACCAUCGGCAAAAAAAUGUACUUCAUACAGCAUGGGGUUGUCAGCGUGCUAACCAAAGGCAACAAAGAGACCAAGCUUUCAGACGGCUCCUACUUUGGAGAGAUUUGUUUGUUGACGCGGGGAAGAAGGACAGCCAGCGUCCGAGCAGACACGUACUGUCGUCUGUACUCGCUGUCUGUGGACAACUUCAAUGAGGUGCUGGAAGAGUAUCCCAUGAUGAGACGGGCCUUUGAAACAGUUGCCCUGGACAGGCUGGACCGUAUUGGAAAGAAAAACUCAAUCCUGCAACACAAGGUACAACACGACCUCAGCUCGGGUGUACUCAACUACCAGGAGAAUGAGAUUAUCCAGCAGAUUGUGCAACACGACAGGGACAUGGCCCACUGCGCCCACCUCAUGCAGAACAUCCCACCCCAGACGCCUCCCUCACCUACUCCUGUCAUCUGGGCCCCCCUUAUCCAGGCCCCUCUCCAGGCAGCAGCUGCCACCACCUCAGUAGCCAUUGCCCUGACACACCAUCCCCACCUUCCACCAACUCUCUUCAGGCCUCCAGUUUCUGUUCUAGGAUCCCUAAAGGACCCUUCCAGCCGACUUAAGAAGUUCCACACAUUUGUUCCCUCAUCCACAGCACCCGGCUCUGCUGGGGACUCUCCCUCUAGCACACCCUCUAAACUGCGCACUGGGGUGGACAUGCCAUUGCUGGCCUCUUUUCGGGCCCAGCAUAUGACAUCAGGUACAGGAGCAACCAGCUCUAGUAAACAGGCCUCAGGUAGCGAAGGCCAGCGUGGACCUAGUGGGACAGGGUCUGGGUCCAAUGGAGGAGGGGCCUCUGCCUUCCCCUUCGGACCAUUCUCUUCCUCUGGUUCACCCUCAUCUAGUAUGGCCCAGCUACACCCACAACCACAACAUCAACAACCCUUUCGCUCCAGCACCCCACCUCUUUCGAACCUCUUCCACCAGGGAUCAACAGGUGGAAGCACAGGGUCAGGAAUAAGCGGAGGGGCAGUUGGAGCCUGUGGUGGUGCUACAGGGUGGUCUUCAGGUGGAGCCGUCGGAGGGUCUGUAGAAGGAGCCACUGGAGGAGACACCGCUUGGGCUGGAGAGGACUUUACAACAGGAACGACUGAAUUGACUUCUGGGGGUCACUUUGGGUUGGGAGGAGCUACUGGUGGAUCAGUAGGAGAGAUCUCAGGGGAAUCAAUGGGAGGGAUAUCUGAAGGAUCAAUGGGUGCUGCUUGUGGCAGGUUAGCAGGUGGGGCAUCAGGUGUGUCAGUGGGGGGCAUUGCCCGUGGGCCAAUAGGAGAUGCAGCCAGAAGAUCAAUGAAAGGGACUUCAAGAGGAUCGGUGGGAAGAGCUUCUGGGGGAUCAGUGGGAGGGGCUUCUGGAGAAUCAUUGGUAGUGACGACCACUGGAGGAUCACUAGGGAGGGCUUCUGGUGCAUUAGUGGGAGUGGUUUCCGGGGGAUUGACAGUGGGGGCCUCUGGGGGACCACUUGGAGGAGUUUCUGGUGAUCCAAUGGUAUUGAAUCCAGGAGGAUCGCUGGGAAGGCCUUCUGUUGGGUCAACAACUAGCCAUAUAGGAGGAGGUUCGAGUGUGCCAGGUGGAGGGAUGAUUGGAGGACAUAUUGGCAGAGCAGCAGGAGGGGCAAUAGGGAGCCAUAUAGGAGGGUCUACAGCUUGUCCUGUAGGAGGGACUUCUGGUGGAAUUACAGCUGGACUUAUUAUCUCUUCCCGUUGUCAGAGCCCUAUAUCUACCGGCUCGUCCAGCCCAAUGCCUGGUCAGCUUCUCCAUAGCCAGCCACCACCCAAGCCUCCACAAGUGGCUCCUUUGCAACAGUUUGCUGGUGGAGGCAGGACUACCAGUGGCUUAAAUCUCUUUCAUUCCCCUCCACAAGGUUCCCCAUCCUCGAGCAGAGGACAGCACAGCCAGCAGCCUGCUGAGGGCUCCCCAUCUUCCCUCAGCCAUUUUAGCCUGGCAGGCCUCCAGUCUGGCUUCGUGCCUCACCAGAUGUCCCUGGAGAGGUCUGCCCUGGCCUCCCUGGCACAGUAUGGUUCAGCAAACGCCUCCCCCUGCCUUACCCCCGUGGCACCCAGCCCUACUAUUCAAAGCCCAGUGGCAGGCAGGACUUUUCACUACAGCGACCCGUCCAGUGCCACAGGAUCCCACAGUUCUCUACUCAUGCCUCAGUCUUCUCUCCCUUCACAGCUUCCCAGCCAGCCACACCCAACAGGGAGAGAUUCUCCACUGGGCCGCUUUUCCGAGGACCUAAAGCUUUUAUCCAGCUCGCACCCAUCUCUGCCCCAGGAGGUGGCCCAGGCCUUGGGCCACCAUACUCCUCGCUCCUCUGUGGAAACUGGAUAUCACCCCUCACCCUUUUCCUCACCCACUCUUGUGCCCAAACCCUGUAGCUCAGUGCCAGGGCGCAUGACUCCUCCAAUCCAGGUGUCUCCAGGGCACCCUCACCAGACUCAGUCCCCUGGGGCCUCCCCGGCCUUUUCUCAACGGAGGGCGUCUGCUGCCUAUUCAUCAGAUCUAGAACCUCAAACUGUCCGCUCUAAACUCCCUUCCAAUUUGUGA